Nelumbo nucifera (sacred lotus) is the source of this 1189-nucleotide messenger RNA. RefSeq names its product peroxidase 10-like. Gene Ontology annotation, molecular function: heme binding; peroxidase activity. NCBI's taxonomy places the organism in Eukaryota, Viridiplantae, Streptophyta, Magnoliopsida, Proteales, Nelumbonaceae. Gene Ontology annotation, biological process: hydrogen peroxide catabolic process; response to oxidative stress. The record is from RefSeq and is a predicted model, not a curated record.
CCAGUACUGGUUACAGCAUCAAAAUAUUUGUCAUAUAUUUGGAGCUAUGAAUCCCAAACCCUACGUUCACUCUCUCUUUCCCUUCUUUGUGAUCUUACUCGUCAAUCCCCUUGUCUUCUGCCAACUUGAUUACAAAUUUUACGAUGACAUUUGCCCAAACCUGACAAAUAUCGUUAGAUAUGGCGUGUGGUCAGCUAUUAAGAAUGAAACUAGAGUGGCAGCUUCUCUCCUGCGAUUGCACUUCCAUGAUUGUAUCGUCAAUGGAUGUGAUGGGUCUAUUCUACUCGACGACACCAGCACCAUGAAAGGGGAGAAGAGCGCAGCGCCAAAUCAGAACUCAGCUAGAGGUUUCGAGGUCCUCGACGCCAUAAAGGCUAAUGUAGAGAAGGCCUGCCCAUCAAUCGUCUCCUGUGCUGAUAUAUUGGCACUUGCAGCAAGAGAAGCUGUCUAUCUCACUGGAGGACCUUAUUGGUCGCUACCGUUAGGCCGGCGAGACAGCACGACGGCAAGCCAGAGUGCGGCUAAUGAGCAGAUACCAUCCCCUCUGGAGCCCUUAGAGAAUAUCACCGCCAAAUUUACGUCAAAGGGUCUAGAACUGAAGGAUGUUGUUGUGCUCUCAGGUGGACACACUAUAGGGUUCGCACAGUGCUUCACGUUUAAGCAAAGGCUCUUCGACUACAACAGCUCAGGCAAAGCCGAUCCAACACUAGAGUCAUCAUUUCUUCAGGRUCUGCAGAGUUUAUGCCCAAACCAAGCUAGCUCAGACAGCAAUUUGGCUCCUUUGGACCGUGUCACAACAAACAAAUUCGACAACGGGUAUUUUAAGAACCUCUUGAACAAUUCCGGACUUCUCCAAUCAGACCAAGCUCUGAUGGGUGACUCAGACACUGCAUCCAUGGUGAAUAACUACAGCAAGUCCCCAUAUCUGUUCUUCACUGAYUUCGGAGCAUCCAUGGUGAAGAUGAGCAAGAUAAGGGUUCUUACUGGCAAGGAAGGAGAAAUAAGGAAGAAUUGCAGGGUUGUAAACUAAAAUGGAUGGUCACAUACCUAACUAAGCUUAAGGUUAAUUUGUUUGAAGUGUUAGAGACUGUAACUGGUAAUUAAUGAAGAUGUAAUUUGUACACGUAACAUGUUAAGUGAAUCCAUGAAUGCAUGAAUAUAAUAAUAGCGUUGGCUGUGUAUUGAAUGA